This is a messenger RNA of Cynoglossus semilaevis (tongue sole), 2567 nucleotides long. Its product is annotated as b(0,+)-type amino acid transporter 1-like. Gene Ontology annotation, cellular component: membrane. The record is from RefSeq and is a predicted model, not a curated record. The transcript is spliced from 6 exons. Gene Ontology annotation, molecular function: L-amino acid transmembrane transporter activity. NCBI's taxonomy places the organism in Eukaryota, Metazoa, Chordata, Actinopteri, Pleuronectiformes, Cynoglossidae. Bases 193 to 1623 code for a protein of 476 amino acids. Gene Ontology annotation, biological process: amino acid transmembrane transport.
GGUUGUGAAUAUGUGUGUACUAAAAUAUUAGUUAUAUAGUAACUGUUGUAUAUAUUCACUAAUGCUACGUCAAGUAAACAUUGUGUUAGUCAUGUUACGCCCCUGGAGGAGGUUCCCUUUGCCGUUUUGCCUCUGGUUCAUAUACAUACAUUGUCUCAGGAAUUCUGUCAAUAUUUACUUGGGAGGAUUUUUAUGCACACGUCUAUGCCAAAGCAGACGAUGAAGCAGGACAAAGAGACCUUCAAUCUGGAGAGGGGAGUGGGACUUAUAGGAGCCAUUUCUUUCAUUGCGGGAACUAUGAUAGGAUCUGGGAUCUUCAUAAGUCCCCAGUAUGUGCUGUUGUCCAUAGGCAGCCCCGGGGCUGCCCUGGUAAUCUGGGCUUGCUGUGGUCUAAUAGCCAUGCUGGGGGGCCUUUGCUAUGCUGAACUGGGCACAGUGAUCACAGAGUCUGGAGGGGAGUACAUCUACAUGCUGCGGACUUUUGGAAAACUAGUGGCCUUCAUGUUUGUCUUCAGCUUCGUUGCGGUCAUGAGGCCGGCCAGUGCCACGGGACUUGCCCUCAGCGUUUCUGAGUAUGUGGUGGCUCCGUUUUAUGGCUGCUCUCCUCCAGAAAUUGUGGUAAAAGCCGUGGCUGCGGCAGUCAUUUUGCUGCUCUCCGUGGUGAACUGCAUGAGUGUGCGGCUGGCCACUGGCGUCCAGGUGGUGUCCAUGGUCGUCAAACUGAUGGGAUUAGCAGUGAUCAUCAUCGGAGGCGCUGUCAUGCUUUUCAAGGGCAACACGCAGAACUUUGAUAACUUCUUUGAAGGGACUAAUGUCGGAGCCAGUGCCAUUGGACUUUCUUUCUAUCAGGGCCUGUGGUCCUAUGAUGGCUGGAAUACUUUGAAUUUUUUAACUGAGGAGCUAAAACGUCCAGAAGUCAAUCUUCCUCGGGCUGUUAUCAUUGCUAUUUCUCUGGUGACUGGCUUGUAUCUGCUGGUGAACGUCAGCUACCUGACAGUCAUGACACCAAAGGAGCUCGUUUCCUCCAGUGCAGUAGCAGUCACAUGGGGAAAUAAGGUGCUGGGCAGCUGGGGUUGGAUCAUGUCUGUGGCUGCAGCAUUGUCCGCUUUUGGUUCACUGAACGGGACCUUCUUUAGUGGAGGCCGCGUUUGCUUUGUCGCCGCCAGGGAAGGACACAUGCCAGAUAUUCUAGCCAUGGCUCACAUUCACAGACUGACCCCAUCUCCAGCACUGAUCUUCACCACCAUUGUUUCUCUGGUGGUACUGAUACCCGGUGACUUUCAGACUAUCGUCAACUUUUUCAGUUUUACAGCCUGGAUUUUCUAUGGCAUCACCCUCGCUGGACUCCUCUACCUCAAGAUCAAGAAGCCAGAACUCCCUAGGCCAUACAAGGUUCCCAUUAUACUCCCGAUCCUGGUCCUCAUAGCAGCAGUAUUUCUUGUGCUGGCUCCCAUCGUAGAUAAUCCCCAGAUUGAAUACCUUUACGUGACUUUAUUCAUCUUGAGUGGAAUCCUUAUCUACAUCCCUUUCAUAUAUUACAAGCUAUGCCCCAACCUGUUGACAAAGUUGACAGUAUUCCUUCAGCUGUUUUUAGAAGUCUGCCCAGUUGACAAAAAUGUAUGAUUUCCAAGAGUUACUUCAACAGUUGUUUACAUUGAACUCAGACUUCAUCAGACUGUGGUAUGUCAGUAUUGACCAUUUCUUUCUUUGUAACACUGGCAGUAUGGUAUAAUAAAUCAGACACAGUUGACUCCGUGUUGUCAGGAUGUUCAGUUUGGAUAUAAAUGUAUACAUGUUACUGUAAUACAAACUCUGUAUCUGUAACCCUGAUGUAAAACGUAAUUCUCAGAAACUCUGUGAAGCUGCUACAAUUCAAUACCAUUGCAUUGUGGAAUUGGGCAGGGUUGCAUCUGUUAUUUCAUGACCUGCUGUAAUGAAGGAUCUGAAGGCUCUGCAAUAUCACCAUGGAAUUUGCCAAUCAUAUGCAGUUUCCUCAGAAAUGUGUUGUCAUAUACAAUUUGCUAUAGUUAGACUUCUCAUUUAUUAGUGUUUCCUUUCUUUUUCCAUCUUUUCUUGCAUCUUGCUGCCUCAUAUUACAUCCUUCUCUGUAUGGUAUACCUGGUUUUAGGCUUUAUGUCAGGACUGGAUCUAGCUCUUUGCCUCAACACUGCACAGAAUGAAUCAGUAGAUGGUGAAUAAAUAAAUAAAUCCAAAAAAUGUUUUUAAUUUUUUUUUUUAUUUAAAUGAUUGAAAUUAUUUGUUUCUCGUUAGUUUCCCUAAUGCCAUUGAUUUAUUUGACAUCCUUGAUUUUAAAUGUUUUCCAGAUUUCCCAGAUAUUUCUAACCGUUCUCAAACAGAAAUAAAUUCUACACAAAGUCUUAAAAUACUUCAUCAGCUUAAUUGUAUAUAAUAGCUUUGAAGAACUAAAAAAACAUGAGAUGCUGGCCAAAGUAUACAGUCAGAGUCAGUGCUUUUAGGGUAGUGUAGUAUCAGGGGACAAAAACAACCAGACCUACAGUAUAUACCAGUAUUUCCCAAACAUAUGGCAUGUUUUACAUUACAAAAAU